Molecule: messenger RNA, 558 nt
Organism: Peronospora matthiolae
Lineage: Eukaryota; Oomycota; Peronosporomycetes; Peronosporales; Peronosporaceae
Source: the annotation of a GenBank genome assembly
AUGUCGACAGCUGACCAUCCUGAAACCGGUGGUCAAACGGAACGCGUCAAUAGCGUACUCGAAGAGAUGCUUCAAGGGUAUGUCCACUCGCUUACGAGCUGGACUGAGUUCUUGCCGAUACUGGAAUUCACCAUCAACAACUCGGUGCACGCGUCGACAACGCAUACACUGUUCUUCGUGAAUGGCCUACGCCAUCCACGUGUACCCGCGUUUUUAGGGUGUGACUCUAGUUUGAGGGGGGCGGGGUUGAAUCGCUCGAACAAAAACCGAUCUGGUUCUUGCUUAUCACCCGUCGACAAUGGUGGCGACGUGAUAGAUGCCGAUGUCGAUGCAAUCGAUAUCGAUGUUGAUGAUGACGACGAUGCUGGUAUAUUCAGCAUUUCCAAUAAUUGCCACAGCGAGGACGAUGACGCCAUCACUGGUGAAGACAACGUUCUUUCAGCAGUGCACACGAAGCGCACUGCUGUUGACAAAAAUGAAUCAGCAGCGGAAUUUCUGCUGACUCGCGAAGCGGUUGUCCGCUUCGACAAAAGUACUAUUGCAAAAUCAUUAGACUGA